AUGAUGCUUUUCAAGCGUCAUGUUUCGGAAGAUAUUGAAGCAGAUUUAAAUCGAGGAUAUGAUACUUUUGUUGAGAAAAGGGGUAAUGAGUUAAUGGCACUAGAAAAAAACAUUUCGUUGGAUAACAUUCAUUUUGUGACAUUCCGUAAUAAUCUAAACAAGAUACUGGGUGCUGCUUACAACCGGCAUGAACCUUGGGAAAUGGGUGUGCAUAAGAGAAACGGAACCAUUUAUCUGGAUGUGCAUAAACUGCCGGAAAGGCCACAGAGUGACUUAGUUCGCCGCAGAUGUUACUGGGUUAUUGUUUCGAAAGCCUUGCAACCGAAGAUCCAGACGGAGCCUAUGGUGCAGAAAUACAUCACGUGGAUUCCAAUGUUGAGUUUUGUUCAGUUGUCAAAACCAAUCUCGGAGCUCACCGUAUUCUGA
Messenger RNA from Microthlaspi erraticum, 426 nucleotides. NCBI's taxonomy places the organism in Eukaryota, Viridiplantae, Streptophyta, Magnoliopsida, Brassicales, Brassicaceae. The record is from the annotation of a GenBank genome assembly.